Messenger RNA from Lithohypha guttulata, 933 nucleotides. RefSeq lists its product as uncharacterized. NCBI's taxonomy places the organism in Eukaryota, Fungi, Ascomycota, Eurotiomycetes, Chaetothyriales, Trichomeriaceae. The coding region runs from base 1 to 933 and encodes 310 amino acids. The record is from RefSeq and is a predicted model, not a curated record. The transcript has 2 exons.
AUGCGCAAAGAGCUACUGCAGGAGCAUGUACAGCCCUUUCGAGACAGGCAUCCAUAUUUGUGGAAAGCAUUAACCUGGCGACUGGCGCCCGCUGCAGGAGCAAGCUUAUCUGGAUUGGCUCUAGGCAUCUAUCCUCAAGACCAGCUGCGCGUUACGAUUGCUCUCUACGUGCUUAUUAGGGCAGGCGAGCUAUUGUACAAAGGGGCCGAGGCGAAAGGCUACUUGAAACGGAAACCAAAGUGGGUGGGAAGUUGGAUGCUAGCGGCUCUUUCUCACGGACAACUGCUACACGCUUUCCUCUUCGACCCAGAAUGUGUUCCCGCGAUAUACAGCGAUUUCAUCCUCAACAACAGUCCUGAGUAUCUACAACCACGGCCUUCCAACCUUUCAGAGAAGAUCCUGCUGUCCUCCAGCAGUAUCGGAAGAACCAUGACCUUGUACUACUCGGCACUAUCCCUCUCCAGAAUCAGCAGUCUCGUCAAGCAACCCAGCGCCUUUACCACAGCCUUGGUAACACAAAUCUUGAGAUCGACCGCUAGUAUCGUGGCUACUAUCGCAGGUAUUUGGGGUUCUAUUUGCUUUGGCAACAACUAUCUGCCAAGAUCAUUCAUGUCGACAUUCCGAUUUUUGGUGGCUGGCAGUAUCGCCGGAAGUGCUGCAGCCAUUGAUUGGUCACCUACUGGUCAUGCCAACAACAUGUACGUGCUCAGGAACAGCUUAGACUCCUUGUGGAAGGUGGGCGUCAAGCGGCGGUGGUGGCGCGAUGUCAAAGGUGGAGAUGUGUACCUCGUCGUACUGUCAUUAGCAGUGAUGAAUAUUCUGUACGACAGUCAAAAACAGACAUUCGAUCAUGAUGGCUCGAUGAGGGCGAUCAAGGUCUUACGAGGUGAAAUCGAGGUUGGUCUGAAGAACAAAACAGAGCAUGAGACCUAG